This is a messenger RNA of Rana temporaria (common frog), 6027 nucleotides long. Its product is annotated as mucin-2-like. NCBI's taxonomy places the organism in Eukaryota, Metazoa, Chordata, Amphibia, Anura, Ranidae. The record is from RefSeq and is a predicted model, not a curated record. The transcript has 5 exons. The coding region runs from base 1 to 6027 and encodes 2008 amino acids.
AUGGAGUUGGUCCGGUUGGCAGACGCGGUGAAAGGGGAGGUUUAUACGUGUUAUGAGGCUCCGCUGGGUUCGCAUUUGAAGCCGGAGGUGCGGGAAAAGAUUUGGAAGAGUGAAUAUGUAGAGAUAUUCGCGUUGUUACCGCUUGAGAAAUUUAACCUGGAUAGGGUUAAGCCGGAGGUGUCCAAGAAAGAGGACGAGGAGAAGAGGAGGUAUAGGCUUAUACCUAGGACGUUUGCGAACUGGUCGCAGGCCUACUCGAUCAUGGCGAGCGUGAUCGGGGAGAAGAACCCCGAACAUUGUUCGGCGCUUUUCAGUUACCAGGAGGCGAUUAGCGAGGCCUACCGGUGUUACGGGGGCACGGGGUGGCUCCGGUAUGAUGAGCAGUUCCGGCAGUGCCGGGCUAUCAGGCCGGAUAUUAGGGCGGCCGCCCUGUCGUUGGAAAGGGGAUUCUCUGUGGGUUUUAGCAUUCCAUGUAAGUUGUCUGUGGUCCCCCUGGUGGCUAAGAAUUUGCGUUCCGCGUUACAACACCCGGAGGUGGUUUCGGAGAAACUGCGGAAGGAAGUGGCGCUGGGUCGGAUGGGGGGCCCAUUUGUCUCACCUCCCUUGGACGACUUGGUGGUUUCCCCAUUGGGGGUGGUGCCUAAGAAGGAGCCAAACAAAUUCCGGCUCAUUCAUCAUUUGUCGUUUCCAAAGGGGGGGUCGGUCAACGACGCUAUCAGCAUGGAGGAGUGCACAGUGAGUUACACCUCUUUUGAUGCUGCAGUGGGCUGGGUUAGACGGUAUGGCCGGGGGGCCUUGAUGGCCAAGUCGGACAUUGAGGCGGCAUUUCGGCUCCUGCCGGUCCACCCGGAUAGUUUUCGGCUUUUGGGCUGCCAUUGGGGUGGGGAGUUCUACGUAGACAAGUGUCUGCCGAUGGGCUGCUCCAUUUCCUGUGUGCUGUUUGAACGGUUUAGUUCUUUCCUAGAGUGGGUGGUUCAGGAUGUGUCCGGAGUGAGCUCCGUGAUCCACUAUCUGGAUGACUUCCUCUGUGUUGGCCCAGCGGGGUCGCGGAUUUGUGCAGUGUUGUUGGCCACAUUGGAGCACGUUGUGGAGCGAUUUGGUGUGCCGCUGGCACCCGAGAAAACGGAAGGACCGAGAUCGGUCAUCCAAUUCUUGGGCAUCGUGAUAGAUUCGGAGGUGAUGGAAUGUAGGUUACCGCUGGACAAGUUGGAGGGCCUCAAGGCUGAGAUUCAGGAGAUGGUGGGCUUGCGGAAAGUGCAACUCCGAGCGCUGCAGUCGCUCCUGGGGAAGCUCAAUUUCACGUGCCGCAUUCUCCCCAUGGGGAGGGUCUUUUGCAGGCGCCUAUCGGCGGCCACAGCGGGGGUUAGGUCACCCAGGCACUAUGUGCGCCUGGGGAAGAAACAUAGGGAGGAUUUGUUGGUGUGGCACUCCUUUUUGGAAUCUUUCAACGGCAGGGCCUUGUGGAUGUCCGGUCCGAUGAACAUCUUUGUAUAUGCGGUGCAUUUACCGGGGGUGGAGAAUGUAGUGGCUGACGCUCUGUCUCGCUUUCAGUGGGACAGGUUCCGGGAGCUGGUGCCGGAAGCAGAGGAGCAAGGGGUCCCAUGUCCGUUGGAAUCGUCUCCAGUUGGAUCAGAAAACACAAUCAUUUCCAAAAAUACAGAUAAAUUUGGAUGCACUGUAAAAACUGUUUGCAAUGAAAAAUGUGUUAUUGAGGAACAACGAGAAGGAAAUUGCCCUGUAUCUUCCACCACAGCACCAACCACUCGCUCUACCACUUCCCCUACAUCAACAACAUCAACUACUCGCUCUACCACUUCCCCUAUUUCAACAUCAACUACUCGCUCUACCACUUCCCCUACAUCAACAACAUCAACGACUCUCUCUACCACUUCCCCUACAUCAACAGCAUCAACCACUCUCUCUAUCACUUCACCUACAUCAACAGUCUCAACCACUCUCUCUACCACUUCCUCUACAUCAACAGCAUUAACCGAACUCUAUCCCACCAUCCCUACAUCAACAGCCUCAACCACUCUCUCUACCACUUCCCCUACCUCAACAGCAUCAACCACUCUAUCUACCACUUCCCCUACAUCAACAGCAUCAACCACUCUCUCUACCAGUUCCCCUACAUCAACAGCCUCAACCACUCUCUCUACUACUUCCCCUACAUCAACAGCCUCAACCACUCUCUCUACCACUUCCCCUACAUCAACAGCAUCAACCACUAUCUCUACCACUUCCCCUACAUCAACAGGAUCAACUACUCGCUCUACCACUUCCCCUACACCAACAGCAUCGACCACACUCUCUACCACUUCCCCUACAUCAACAGUGUUGACCACUCUCUCUACCACUUCCUCUACAUCAACAGCAUCGACCACUAGCUCUACCACUUCCCCUACACCAACAACAUCAACCACUCCCUCUACCACUUCCCCUACAUCAACAGCAUUAACCACUCUCUCUACUACUUCCCCUACAUCAACAGUAUCAACCACUCUCUCUACCACUUCCCCUACAUCAACCACUCUCUCUACCACUGCCCCUACAUCACCUACUCGCUCUACCACUUCAACUACAUCAACAACAUCAACCAUUCCCUCUACCACUUCCCCUACAUCAACAGCAUCAACCACUCUCUCUACCACUUCCCCUACAUCAACAGCAUCAACCACUCUCUCUGCCACUUCCCCUACAUUAACCACGCUCUCUACCACUUCCCCUACAUCACAUACUCACUCUACCACUUCCCCUACAUCAACAACAUCAACCACUCCCUCUACCACUUCCCCUACAUCAACCACUCUCUCUACCACUGCCCCUACAUCACCUACUCGCUCUACCACUUCAACUACAUCAACAACAUCAACCAUUCCCUCUACCACUUCCCCUACAUCAACAGCAUCAACCACUCCCUCUUCCACUUCCCCUACAUCAACAGCAUCAACCAUUCUCUUUAUCACUUCCCCUACAUCACCUACUCACUCUACCACUUCCCCUACAUCAACAACAUCAACCACUCCCUCUACCACUUCCCCUACAUCAACAGCAUCAACCACUCUCUCUACCACUUCCUCUACAUCAACCACUGGCUCUACCACUUCCGCUACAUCAACAGCAUCAACCACUUCCUCUACCACUUACCCUACAUCAACAGCAUCAACCACUCCCUCUACCACUUCCCCUACAUCAACAGCAUCAACCACUCUCUCUACCACUUCCCCUACAUCAACAGCAUCAACCACUCCCUCUACCACUUCCCCUACAUCAACAGCAUCAACCACUCUCUUUAUCACUUCCCCUACAUUAACCACGCUCUCUACCACUUCCCCUACAUCAACAGCAUCAACCACUCUCUCUACCACUUCCCCUACAUCAACAACAUCAACCACUCCCUCUACUACUUCCCCUACAUCAACAGCAUCAACCACUCUCUUUAUCACUUCCCCUACAUCACCUACUCGCUCUACCACUUUCCCUACAUCAACAACAUCAACCACUCCCUCUAUCACUUCCCCUACAUCAACAGCAUCAACCACUCCCUCUACCACUUCCCCUACAUCAACAGCAUCAACCACUAUCUUUAUCACUUCCCCUACAUCACCUAUUCGCUCUACCACUUCCCCUACAUCAACAACAUCAACCACUCCCUCUACCACUUCCCCUACAUCAACAGCAUCAACCACUCUCUCUACCACUUCCUCUACAUCAACAGCAUCAACCACUAGCUCUACCACUUCCCCUACAUCAACAGCAUCAACCACUCCCUCUACCACUUACCCUACAUCAACAGCAUCAACCACUCCCUCUACCACUUCCCCUACAUCAACAGCAUCAACCACUCUCUUUAUCACAUCCCCUACACCAUCUACUCAAUCUACCACUUCCCCUACAUCAACAACAUCAACCACUCCCUCUACCACUUCCCCUACAUCAACAGCAUCAACCACUCUCUCUACCACUUCCUCUACAUCAACAGCAUCAACCACUAGCUCUACCACUUCCCCUACAUCAUCAGCAUCAACCACUCCCUCUACCACUUACCCUACAUCAACAGCAUCAACCACUCCCUCUACCACUUCCCCUACAUCAACAGCAUCAACCACUCUCUCUACCACUUCCUCUACAUCAACAGCAUCAACCACUCUCUCUACCACUUCCCCUACAUCAACAGCAUCAACCACUCCCUCUACCACUUCCCCUACAUCAACAGCAUCAACCACUCUCUUUAUCACUUCCCCUACAUCACCUACUCGCUCUACCACUUCCCCUACAUCAACAGCAUCAACCACUCCUUCUACCACUUCCCCUACAUCAACAGCAUCAACCACUCACUUUAUCACUUCCCCUACAUUAACCACGCUUUCUACCACUUCCCCUACAUCAACAGCAUCAACCACUCCCUCUACCACUUCCCCUACAUCAACAGAAUCAACCACUCACUUUAUCACUUCCCCUACAUUAACCACGCUCUCUACCACUUCCCCUACAUCAAAAACAUCAACCACUCCCUCUACCACUUCCCCUACAUCAACAGCAUCAACCACUCUCUUUAUCACAUCCCCUACACCAUCUACUCAAUCUACCACUUCCCCUACAUCAACAACAUCAACCACUCCCUCUACCACUUCCCCUACAUCAACAGCAUCAACCACUCUCUCUACCACUUCCUCUACAUCUACAGAAUCAACCACUAGCUCUACCACUUCCCCUACAUCAACAGCAUCAACCACUCCCUCUACCACUUACCCUACAUCAACAGCAUCAACCACUCCCUCUACCACUUCCUCUACAUCAACAGCAUCAACCACUAGCUCUACCACUUCCCCUACAUCAACAGCAUCAACCACUCUCUCUACCACUUCCUCUACAUCUACAGAAUCAACCACUAGCUCUACCACUUCCCCUACAUCAACAGCAUCAACCACUCCCUCUACCACUUACCCUACAUCAACAGCAUCAACCACUCCCUCUACCACUUCCUCUACAUCAACAGCAUCAACCACUAGCUCUACCACUUCCCCUACAUCAACAGCAUCAACCACUCCCUCUACCACUUACCCUACAUCAACAGCAUCAACCACUCCCUCUACCACUUCCCCUACAUCAACAGCAUCAACCACUCUCUCUACCACUUCCUCUACAUCAACAGCAUCAACCACUCUCUCUACCACUUCCCCUACAUCAACAGCAUCAACCACUCCCUCUACGACUUCCCCUACAUCAACAGCAUCAACCACUCUCUUUAUCACAUCCCCUACACCAUCUACUCAAUCUACCACUUCCCCUACAUCAACAACAUCAACCACUCCCUCUACCACUUCCCCUACAUCAACAGCAUCAACCACUCUCUCUACCACUUCCUCUACAUCUACAGAAUCAACCACUAGCUCUACCACUUCCCCUACAUCAACAGCAUCAACCACUCCCUCUACCACUUACCCUACAUCAACAGCAUCAACCACUCCCUCUACCACUUCAUCUACAUCAACAGCAUCAACCACUCUCUCUACCACUUCCUCUACAUCUACAGAAUCAACCACUAGCUCUACCACUUCCCCUACAUCAACAGCAUCAACCACUCCCUCUACCACUUACCCUACAUCAACAGCAUCAACCACUCUCUCUACCACUUUCCCUACAUCAACAGCAUCAACCACUCUCUCUACCACUUCCCCUACAUCAACCACGCUCUCUACCACUUCCCCUACAUCAACAGCAUCAACCACUCUCUCUACCACUUCCCCUACAUCAACCACUCGCUCUACCACUUCCCCUACAUCAACAGCAUCAACCGCUCUCUCUACCACUUCCCCUACAUCAACAGCAUCAACCGCAAGCACUGCUCCAACAACACCAGAAGUCUGCCUUUCGAGAAAGGGUAGCGCUGCCACUACCAUUUCAGUGUGUCUGCCUUACUACUUGGUGCUUGAAUAUGAGCAGCACCUUCAACUGGCUACAUGGACCUUUGCCAAUCCCUUCCAGACUACAACAACCCUCAAGUUUAUCGGCAAGUCCUUGUGA